Messenger RNA from Caenorhabditis auriculariae, 8437 nucleotides. The record is from the annotation of a GenBank genome assembly. NCBI's taxonomy places the organism in Eukaryota, Metazoa, Nematoda, Chromadorea, Rhabditida, Rhabditidae.
AUGACGCGGUGGUUGGCCUUGGGCUGCGUGCUCAUCUGCACGCUCGUCGCCGAGGCCUGGGCCAAGCGCAAGCUCAAGGAGCAGGAGAUCAUCCAGCGCGUUCUCAAGGACUACGACUGGCGAGUACGGCCCAGGGGUCUCAACACUUCUUGGCCUGGUUCGUUUUCCAUUCACCAACUUUUGCAGCAAACUUCUAUUUCGAAUGGCUUCCUAACUUGGCUUUUAAAGCGCUGAUUCCUAGUUUUCAGCGUUGAGAACGUGUUUUUUUCAAAAUCCAUUCUGUAGUCCAAUCACCGAUGACUUACUAGAGAAUGUUCUCAGCUCACAGUGGGAUUUCUGAAUAAGACUAGGUUCCAUAGAUGUAGUUUUCUACGUUAAAUUCGAAUCUGUGCUCAAAAGUUGCCUCGAGGCCUUUGUGGCUCUCAAAGUUGAAGGUGUAUCCGACUGAGCUCAUUUCUGAAGUUAGACGAGUCUUUAUGAGCACAGAAGUUAAUAACCUCUGGUCAAGUCAGAUAUUGAAAUCAAAAACGACUUUUUUUAAAAUGAAUUCUUUUUCCUUUCAAUGAUCUAUGCCAUGGAAUUUGAGCCUUCUUAGUUUCGUUAUGUUUGUUUGAAAGAGCUUUGUUUACUCUCUAAGCUUUUUACCUUGUCUGAACCCCGAAAACCUUCAAAAUCGUUUUGAGAAAUUCAAGAAGCUCAAUGAAAAAAACUUGAUUUUUUUAUUCCAUAGUCAUGAAAUGAUCUGUGAUAGCCAAAUUUUUAAACAUUUUAAAAAAAUUGAGUAGAGAAAAAUUUUUUUCCACAAUUUUUUUAAACGAUUUCGAGGUCGAAAAACGUUCAGAAUAGCUUUUUAAAGACUUUCCUAAUAAGUUCGCAAAAUGAAAAACCUACAUGAUACUGAAAAUGCUUCUGUUACAAUAAUCAAAAAUUAAAAAAAAAAGUGCUUUUGAUUUUUAAAUAUUGUUUCUCUGUUUGAAAUCUGAAAUUAACCUAUUACAGACACGGGCGGUCCAGUUUUAGUGACAGUGAACAUAUACCUGCGUUCCAUUUCGAAGAUUGAUGACGUCAACAUGGAGUACAGUUCGCAGUUCACGUUCCGCGAAGAAUGGGUAGACGCGCGGCUCGCCUACGGGCGGUACGAGGACGACGACACCGAGGUACUGAAAUUUCUUUAGUUAUUUACUGUUGAUCCUAAUGAUAUUUUAUUCUUUCCAUCUCAAAAAACAAAAAAUCUAUAGGAAGUUUGUUUAUGGCUCUUGUGAGCCUCCUUUUUUUUUGCUACAAAUUCUUUUAAAACCUUUUUUUUAUUUUUUUAUCUUUAGUUUCUUCAUCCUACGAUUAACGCUGGCUACUGUAGCUUAGAAAAGAAAAAGAUAUAAUUCCUGGACCUUCUUCAUUUUAAACUGUUGUUCGUUUCUUUCUCAUUCAUAUUCCUCUGAUUACUUUACCCCAAAAAUUUAAUCUGAAAUUUUUAUUUUUAAAAUGCGUUUGAGAGGAACUCGCGAAAAUAAAAAAUAAAAAAAACGGAAAGAUUAAUAAGAAGAAAAAAUUUUUACUUCCGAUGCAUGUCGUGAAAUUAAGGAGCUAAUGUCUUGAAAGCCUAGAGAGAUUUACCAGCUUUGAAUGACGCAUUCAAUCAAAAUUUUGCCUUGAAAGAUUUCUCCUCGCUGACUAAACUGAAAUUAACGACGCUAAAAAGUUUCUUGUUAUAAUUUCACCCUAAUGACUCCCACAUGGACUAUUUUUCUCUCUUUUUUUUCCCAACACAUUUCCGGCUUUCAGGUUCCGCCAUUUGUUGUUCUCGCCACGUCGGAAAAAUGCCGAUCAAAGCCAACAAAUUUGGAUGCCCGACACGUUUUUUUCCAGAAUGAAAAAGUAAUUAAAGUUUUGAUAAUAUUAUUUAAUUCAUCAAUUUGUUUUUCAGAGAAGCUCGACGGCAUCUCAUCGACAAACCCAACGUUUUUAAUACGUAUCCACAAAGAUGGGUCGAUUCUCUAUAGCGUUAGGUUUGUUUUAAAUGUUCCUUCUAUUUAAAGCUAAUUUUUCGUCUAAUUUUUUCAGAUUAUCUUUGGUUCUUUCUUGUCCAAUGUCCUUGGAGUUCUACCCACUCGAUCGGCAGAACUGCCUGAUAGACUUGGCUUCCUGUAAGUCUUUUAUCUUAUCCCUUUCUAUUUUUCCUUUUUUUCUUCUUUCAUGUUCUUGAUUUUUUUUAAGCUACAGUUUUAAUAAAAGAAAUUUUCCAAUAUGAAUUGGGAGUUAUAUAACUAAGUAUGACUCACAAAUUUACUUUCAAAGUUUUCCACAAUCGUUUUGAGAGCAUCUCAUCUUUUUGUUUCGAAUUUCUCGGUCUUACUUUAUUUUUUAAUUACUCACUCUCUAUUUCUGUAACAAAACUAUUUUUAUUAUAAUUAAAUAUCUGUUCAUUUUUUUCCAUCAACUGUUUAAAAAAAUUUUUCCAUAUCCACUUUGAAGGAUUAUGUCCAAAACAUUAUUUUGAGAAGGUAUUGAAAACUAGACAUUGAAUAAUAAUUUUUUUAUUAUGUACUUGUGAUGAAACGGAAACAUAAAAAAAGUUUAAAUAGAAAGGAGAACUCGUUUAAUUCAUUUUUUAUAUUAAUUUAUUCAUAACGAUAAGACCUUGUGUACAGAGGCUAUUUUUGGCGGUAAAAUAAAGUUGAAAGUUGCUAUACUGCCAGUACUUCUGUCCGAUUUUUAGUAGAUAAUUGAAAUCGCGAAAAAAGCUCUUUGAGUUGCUUUUUCGUCUUUAUUUAUGCUCUUUUCUUAUACGUCACAUUUCCUUUUUUUUUUCUUUUUUCAUCUCAAGGAAACUCCCGAUUUCAGACGCCUACACGACGCAAGACAUCAAGUACGAGUGGAAGUCGACGAAUCCGGUCCAGCAGAAGGAGGGACUGUGGCAGUCUUUACCUUCCUUCGAGCUGCAGGACGUCCUCACGGACUACUGCACUUCAAAAACAAACACAGGUCCGCCACCGGUUGUGUCUUUUGUCCACGUCGUGUCCAUUCUUUCUUAAUUGUUCACUCGAGAAAUGAACUAAUCGUGUCCCAGGUGAAUAUUCAUGUCUGCGUACACGCAUGGUACUCCGUCGUGAGUUCAGCUACUAUCUGUUGCAGGUGUGUACUGCUUUCUGACGCUUUUCUUGUCCUUCUUAUGGUUACUGUUUCUGUUCUCGUCCGUCAGCGGAAGCAUAGACUAGAAUUCACAGUCUGGCUCGCAACGCCGUGAUAGCAAGACUGUCGGAGUAAAAUUUAAAAGCCGUGAAAAUGUUUUUGACCGGAAAUAAGCAUUUAAAAGAAGUUUGAGAGGACUUCGCUCUCAUAUUACCUUUUUUUGAAUAAUAUCAUUUUUCUUCCUUUUUUUAAUUCCUACUUUCUUGUUGCUCAUAAUUUUUACGAGAAGACAAGCUUUUUUAGGAAGUGUGGAUGAAAUUAACUGGAAAACGUGACAAAGGCGUUUAAAAUGAAUAAAAGGAGCAUAGCUGACAUCACGAUCCGCUUCUUUUUUUAAUUUAAAAACUUUUACAUCAUGCUAAAAAUUUUGCAGCCUUUGAAUUUGUCGACUUUUUUCUUGCAACUGCGUUUCAAUUAGAGCCAAACCAACGUUUUUUCUUCGCUUUUACUUAUAUCAGUCCCUCUUUCUGUUAUUUUACAACGGAACUGUCUGUUUCAGCUGUACAUUCCGUCCUUUAUGCUCGUCAUCGUGUCCUGGGUGUCGUUUUGGCUUGAUAAAGACUCGGUGCCGGCCAGAGUCACACUUGGUAUGGCUUUACUAGCCCAACUUUGAUGGUUUUUUGGGAGGAGAACUUCAAUAAUUCAAGCUUUUCACAGAAUAAAUUAGCGAGUGUCUGAAAACAGAGCUUUGAAAAAUGAACCGUAGAAAAAUGAGCCUAAAAACAAGCUUUUCCUAGGAUAACUUAGUUGGGUACCUCAAAACAGCAUGGCAAAAUAAGCAAAGAGAAACGAGACAGACUAAUAAGUAUAAAAUAAAUCAAAACCUGUGUAUGCAUGUGUGCUCUAAAGGCAAAAUCCGCUAUUUUCUGUGUUGGCUGUUAUUAUACCAAAACCAAAAAAAAAGUUGUCAAAAAGACUCUAUUUCACAAGAAAUAUCGGAAACUCUUCAAAAAAUGACAUUAAGCUAUCUUGAAUAAACUAUUGUCUGGAUUUUUUCGAUAGUGUUACUUUUCUGAGCCACCAAAGCCCAUGAAAAAAAAAACCAUUUUUCCGAUUUGUUAUCAAUUUUUUUUGUUAGUGUGACUGCUUGAUAAAACUGUUUAAAAACUUCCGAAAAGCCAUCAAAUCAUUUGGACGACCCCCUCUGAGUGCAAGGAACCUCUGUUUUCAGGAGUGACGACGUUGCUGACGAUGACGACGCAGGCAAGAGCUCCUUUCUUUCUUUUUCUUUCCGUGUUGUGUGCGUUUGAGUAACCUCGUUUUCAGAGUUCGGGCAUCAACGCAAAGCUUCCGCCAGUCAGUUAUACCAAGGCGAGGAUUGAGAAUUGAGAAGAGGACGGUUCUGAAACCGGCCAUUUGCAGGCGAUCGACGUUUGGAUCGGCGUCUGCUUGGCUUUCAUCUUUGGCGCCUUGCUUGAGUUUGCCCUUGUUAACUACGCAGCGCGCAAGGACAUGACGCAAGUCUCUCAGAGGAUUGUCCGUCCUUCUGGAGUCCCACAAAUGACGUCAUGAUUGCGCAGAUGAAGCAAGUGCCGCACGACGGCUACCGAGCCAUGCCGCCAGGCCAGACGCGGACUUCCUUCUGCUGCAAAAUAUUCGUUCGACGAUAUAAAGAGCGAUCAAAACGGAUCGAUGUCGUCUCUCGGCUGGUGUGUCUUCGUUUUGACUCAAGGAGCGUUGGCUGAAGGGUUUCAAAGCUAUUCUGAUUCCUAAUUCUCUUUUUUUUUCUGUCCUACAGCCAUUUUUUGAAUUUUGAGAGCAUUUUUUGACCUUUUACCACCAGCCAACGUCUCCGAGCCGUCUUUCUUUUUUUCUCGAAAACUUCUGGUUCUAUGUCCUUUCUGCUUGCAGGUGUUCCCCAUUGGCUAUGCUUGCUUCAAUGGUUCGUUUAUUGUUCCUUUUCUCAGUUGACUUCUAACAAACGACAGAAAAAAAAGACUAGAACUAUAUUUUUGUUUUGGCAGUUAUGUACUGGGCCGUCUACCUCAUGUGAUACAACUACCUCCGUUUUAUCCGUCCGUUCUUUUUCCAACCGAUGUGUUAUCCAACGUUGAAGUGCCUUAUCUUCCGUAUCUUUAUAGGUGAAUACAGCUGUGCACGGGUUAUCUUGUUGCUCCGCAGGGAGUAUAGGUUCGUUUUUUAUUUUAGUUUUUAUUUGCAUUAAAUGUUUUAAAUUUCAGUUAUUAUUUAAUUCAACUCUACAUACCAUGUAUUAUGUUAGUCGUCGUUUCUUGGGUCUCGUUUUGGUUGGACAAAGUGAGUUUGUUAUACCGGUAAAACAGUCAGUAUAGAAAUACUUCGAAGAAACAAAACAAAAAAGACGAAUUUCUAAAAAUUCUCAAGAAAAAGAGUCGUUUUAAGGUUUAGUAUUUAACUCCACACUUCUGAAACUGUAUUCUUCCUGCGGUUUUCAUGAAUUUAAGUCGAUUCAAUGUCUUUUUAAAUAAGCUCUCUGUAUUAACCACCAAUUCACUCUUAAUUCAAUGAAUCUAGGUCCUCCAUUAGAACUCUAAAAAAGACACUGCAAUCCCAAUACCUACACCCAACAUAAUUGCCGAUAUCGCAGCGGGCCGCACGCGAUAUAGCCAAGGCUUCUCGCUGCGACCUCGUCAAAGUCUCGCUGCCAUAUCGCUCCCUCUUAAAAAUUUGAAAUUUGAAAAACAUUUUUUUUGCUUUAUUUUUGACUUUUAUGAUGAAAUCAAUCAAAUUCAAUAAAAAAACAUUUUUUUGAAGAAAAAAAUUUUUUUCAGAGAGCGAUAUAGAGCAAGACGUUUGCGAGGUCGCAGCGAGAGGCGAGCGAUAUCGCUCGCGGCUCCCCCGCGGUAUAGCGUUACUCUCGCUGCGAUAUAGUCCACAAAAUUGGGUGUAAUGAGAACCACUUCGCCCAUACAAAAGCGCACAGAGCUAGAUUAAUAAGAGCUGAAAAUAGGAAAAUCAAGCUCUAUAAGCGCGUGACGAAGCCGAAAACUAAUUUGUCAGUAGGAAUACAAACUUUCGAGACAAUAUCAAUUGGUUCAAAUUGCUAGAUUCAAAAUCGAUGAAGAUCCGCGUUUUUAGAAUUAUUCAAACUUGAUGAUAGUGAAGUGAAAUUACCAGGACGCGGUACCGGCACGGGUGUCGCUUGGAGUUACAACGCUUCUGACAAUGACAACUCAGGCCAGCGGUAUCAACUCGAAACUUCCACCAGUCUCUUACAUCAAGGUACGGUUCAACAUUAAAUUUUCUUAUUUUAUCUUAAUUUAGUUAGAACGAAAAGUUUGGCAAAACACAUCCUGAGAUAGCUCAAUCUUCCGUUUGAAAAAAAGAGUAAAAAGUCCAAUUUCAAGUUUGAAGAUCUUUGAAACGUUCUGACAUGAUAAAUCUAUGUCGCUUUUGAAAUUGUUUUGCGCAAAACGAAAAAGCUCCACAAAAGCUUCUUUCAAAAAAGUCUGAGGAUCCCUAACAAAUAUUUUCCAUUUCAUUUUCGCAUCUUUCCACAUCCUUUCAUAAAAAAAUACUGAACAGCAACUAAAAAGAAGAUUUCGAGGCUAUGAAAAAGAAGCUAAAAACUUUUUUUUCGUCAUUUUAGGAGCUUUUAGCAAAACCUUUUCAGCUCCUUUGGAGGGUCAAUGGAAAUUUUCUGUUUUACCUAUUUUUUCGAGUUUCGAGGGUUUUCAAGGUGCUUUUCCAUAUUUUAUAAUAAAGUUUCGGGACUGUUUCGAAGCAUUUCCAGGGUUUUAUUUUAAGCUAUUCGCUCUAAAACUUAAACCAAAACUUUUUCACGAUCAAAAUAUAGUAGUGUCGAAAUUUUUAUAGACUUCUCUAUCUACAUGAAUCAGUUAAUAAUUUUGAAAUAGUCCAUUUUCUUUUUUUAUUCAAUAUGGUUAUUUGUUUUUCUUUUCUGUUUCUCAUAGAGUCAUUUUUCAAGGUCCAUAUUGAACCACAAAAACUUUUGAAAAAUCAAGAUAUUUUUUUCGAGUUUCUCUGGUGCGAGAUCCGAUUCACUGGAAAACUAAGAUACUUUUUUCUAGAAUUAUAGGCUCAAAAAAAGAGUUGCGCUCGUCUAAAGUGUGAAGUUUUCAUUAAACAUACUUAUUGGAAAAGUUCAGAAUUCACAAUUUUGACUUGACAUAUAGUCUCUUCAAUUUUUAAUAUCAAGUCAUCGCUCAAGCUCCGCCCCUAAUCCCGCGAUAAAUCAAUUGAAGAUGCUCUUCAAAUAGCGUUUGUGAAUGAUGUCAUUGUACUUGACAUUCAAAAUCUGAACAGAUUAUACAAAAGCAAACCAGUUUGCAGGCCGUCGAUGUCUGGAUCGGCGUGUGUCUGGCGUUCAUUUUUGGCGCCUUGCUGGAGUACGCCGUUGUGAACUACUACGGCCGGAAAGAAUUCCUAAGAAAAGUUUGACUCAUCACAAAAGCGUGCAAAGGGUUCGAACUUUUGCAGGAAAAGAAGAAAAAGACGCGGAUCGACGACUGCGUCUGUCCUUCGGACCGGCAGCCCUUAAGAUUGGACCUUUCGGCCUACCGCGUCCGACGAAUACCAAUCAUUACGAGGUUCUUUGGAAGUUAUCAACUAAGCUGUUUAACGACCGAUUUCUACUGAAAUCAGUCAUCUUUUUCUUCUGCUUCAGCUCUAUUUUUAGAGUAUUUUUGGUUUACAACAUAUUGAAAAAUUUGCAAAAUGAACCAAAAUAGUCACUUAAACUUAUCAGUACUGAAAAAGAGGGGUUUUUUGGUAAAUAUUUUUUUUUCUGGAGUUUGAUCAAGUUUUUUAAAUUUAAAAUGUACUGAAAAUGUAGCUGAAUCUAAAAUUAGAUAUAGGAGUAAGAAAAUUUCCGCAUUCCAUGUAGGGACCGGUUGAACUUUUGUUCUGAUUGGCAAGUCUGACCGUUUUUUUUGUUUCUUGAAAGUUCAAAUUACGGAUAAAAGGAACUUUUUCAAGACUUUAAUCUUGUUUUCAAGCCUAAAAGUUAUUCCAAGCUUCAGAAGAAUUUCCUGAUUACUUUUGAUAUUUUUUUGGAAACAUGUAAAAUAUUAAAAGAAAAUUUUCAGCCAACUCAGGCUUUAUUCGCUUCAAAAAAGUUUUCCUUUCAGGAUCAGAGAAUUAUUAGCGACAAAUGUGGACAUCUCGCGGAGAGUCGAUCUCAUGUCCCGACUAACCUUCCCAACAUCUUUCACAGCUUUUUUAAGUCCGGCUCGGAGUUUUAUACAGUUCAAUCAACAAGUUUUCAGUAUUUUACUACGUGGCAUACGUGAAGCAAAGCAGGGACUGA